Stegostoma tigrinum is the source of this 1142-nucleotide messenger RNA. Its product is annotated as hepcidin-1-like. The transcript has 3 exons. The record is from RefSeq and is a predicted model, not a curated record. Bases 116 to 370 code for a protein of 84 amino acids. NCBI's taxonomy places the organism in Eukaryota, Metazoa, Chordata, Chondrichthyes, Orectolobiformes, Stegostomatidae. Gene Ontology annotation, cellular component: extracellular region. Gene Ontology annotation, biological process: intracellular iron ion homeostasis.
GUUCGCUCAAACAUCGAGAUGUCCCUGAACCUCUCCAGAGCAGGUGUAUAAAAGAAAUCACACAAACCAAAGCCACAUCACAGAAAAGCUCAAAGAUCGGACAAGACAAGGCGAGAUGGGCAGUGGUCAGAUGAAAACCCGACUGGUCCUGGUCACUCUGAUGCUGCUGGUCUUCACUGAGAUGAGCCAGUGCCUCACAAUGUCCAAGGUUGAGAAUGGGCAAGAUUCCCUGACAACUGAGAAUACCCAAGCCUCUCAGGGUGAGGCUUCCAUUUUGCUGCGACAGGAACGAAUGAGUCAAGACAGGAGAUGCAGAUUUUGCUGUAGUUGCUGUGAUUUUCAGGGAUGUGGGAUAUGUUGCCGAUUUUAAACCCUGGCUCCUCAGUAACAGAACAUUAUCUUGCCAAAGGUCUCACUGUCCUUAUCUAUUGUUUAGGAUCCAUUUAAUGCCACUGCUUCUCACCAAUUCCCACUAAAGUUCGACAUUUUAUGCUGCAGAGAAAUGCUAUUCAGCCGCUCUGCUCUGUACCUGCUCCACACUGGCAUCCUCCUCCGAUCGUCUCUCCGUCUCCACCAGCUUCUCCUUCUCUCCCUCGCGUAUUUAUCAAGUUUCCCUGUCCCCAAAAUAUCAACUCAAUUCACCUCGCCCUCUCCCUGUGCGACUUGGUCCCACAUUUCUCCCCACCACUUUCCAGGGAGUGAGUCUCACAUUGUUACUUCCCCCCUCAACCACCACCAACUCCACAUGGGAGCCAGUCUCACAUUCCCUCCCCACUCCCCGUGGGAGUGAGCCCCAUAUCCUCUGCCCCACGCCAACUCCCUGUGGGAUUGUGUCCCAUUUCCACCUCCCCCUCAACUCCCUGUGAGAACAACUUCCACUUUCCCACCCCUGACAGGAGUGAGUCCCACAUUCCCAGCCCUGUGUAUCCCACCUUCUCCUUCCCUCCCUCCCCUCUGUGAGAGCGAGUCUCACAUUGCCUUGAGACAUUUAAUUGCCUAAUACUGAUGUUGAUGACAAGCAGGUCCCUGCUCUAUGCUCUUGGUUACAAACUCAGCCUCCAAAGUGUUCAUCUUGGCAGGACUAUGGUUGCAAAUAUUGUGCUUUGUAAAGCAAUGAAUAAACCACUAUUAUCUUCAGAAAA